Helianthus annuus (common sunflower) is the source of this 942-nucleotide messenger RNA. RefSeq lists its product as uncharacterized. The record is from RefSeq and is a predicted model, not a curated record. NCBI's taxonomy places the organism in Eukaryota, Viridiplantae, Streptophyta, Magnoliopsida, Asterales, Asteraceae. The transcript has 2 exons. Bases 1 to 942 code for a protein of 313 amino acids.
AUGAAGAAGGUUCUUCAAGAUCUACAAGCUCCACACUUCGUUAGACACCUUCCUGCAUCUUAUGUAAAGCUUGGGAUGGUUGAACAAUUGACGAAGAUGGUGGUGGUUUGGGUGGUGGCUCACGGCCGUAAAGGGAGAGAGAGGAAGGGAGUGAGUGGUGAAGUGAAGAUGGUGGUGAGAUCUUGUUUGACACAAGAGAGGUAUAAAAGAGCAGUAGUUUCUGACUGGAUUGUAGUGACAAACGGGGUAUGGAGUAUCAGGUCGCAUUGGAUUAGGCAGCUUGCAACGACUGAGGAACACAAUGAUUGGGCACAACUGUUUUCGUUGCUGUCCUCAGUCGCUUUGUCUGCUGAAAAUGAUAGGUGGAUUUGGUCUUUGGAUCCGAACAGGUCAUUUACUGUAAAAGGGUUACGAAGGCGCAUGGCUGAUAGUGAUCAUGAGGCAGUUGGGAGGGCGUUUAUGUGGAACCAAUGGAUGCCGAUUAAGGUAAAUUUUUUGGUAUGGAGGCUGAAUUUAGAUUCACUUCCCACAAGAGUGUCUCUUGGGAAAAGGGGUGUUAAUGUACUGUCGUUGAGUUGUGAGCUAUGUCAAGAUGAGGAGGAUUCAACAGACCAUGUUUUCGCAUCUUGUCGGUUUUCACAAAGGGUUUGGGAAGGGAUAGCAAGGUGGUGUAAACUGUCACCAUUAUUCUUCUUUGGCGUGGAGGAUCUGGUACACUACCAUGAGCAAACACGUGGGUCAAAAGUAUGGAAACAGCUGAUAUAUUCCAUCUUUCAGGCGACAAUUUGGUGCAUCUGGGCGAGUCGUAAUAAUGCGGUGUUCGAUCGGAAGAGGAGUUCGCCGGAUAGACUGGUGGAGGAGGUAAAAGUGUUGAGCUUCUUAUGGGUAAAACAUCGGUCAAAAGCGACGGCUUUAGGGAAAAUUGGUGCACGUUUGAUGUAA